This is a messenger RNA of Striga asiatica, 516 nucleotides long. Lineage: Eukaryota; Viridiplantae; Streptophyta; Magnoliopsida; Lamiales; Orobanchaceae. The record is from the annotation of a GenBank genome assembly.
GUUAUUGAUCUCAAUGAGGAUUAUCAUGUAGCUCCUAUCAAUCAAGUAUCACAUAAAACUAUUAAAAGAAACCGUGGUCGACCUAAAAAUAUUUUAGGAAAUAUGCCCGCAAAAACUGAACUUGAAAAAAUAACCGUCACUCCAACUCCAUACACGAAUAUAUCGAGUGAGUUAUUGGAUCACACUGUUGACUGUCAACUACCAUUGACGGAACUUAAAAGAAAGCGUGGUCAACCAAAAAAGGUUCUAGGAAGUACGUCCACACAAACUGACCAUGAAAAAAUAACUGUCAAUCCAACGCCAUACCCAACUAUAUCGAGUGAGAUAUUGGAUCACACGGCUGACGAUCAAAUAUCACUUACGCCUCUUAAAAGAAAACGUGAACGACCAAAAACAAUAAUUGGAAACACGUCCACACAAAAUGGUGUUGAUUUGCGUGAUCAAGUGCAACCUACAAAUCAAAAGAAAAACCUGGGCGACCUAAAAAAAUGUUGGCGAGCACUUCUACACGAUCCG